This is a messenger RNA of Oryzias latipes (Japanese medaka), 4169 nucleotides long. RefSeq names its product guanylyl cyclase 2 (gene gc2). Gene Ontology annotation, molecular function: protein kinase activity; peptide receptor activity; guanylate cyclase activity. Gene Ontology annotation, cellular component: plasma membrane. NCBI's taxonomy places the organism in Eukaryota, Metazoa, Chordata, Actinopteri, Beloniformes, Adrianichthyidae. The record is from RefSeq and is a predicted model, not a curated record. Gene Ontology annotation, biological process: cGMP biosynthetic process; intracellular signal transduction; protein phosphorylation.
CACUACUCCAUAAGACAGACAGGAGCUGCAAACCUCUGCAGUCGUCUAAAGACAAAUCCUGCUGGUCUUCUGCUCUGUUAUCUGGCAUCAAUUCUUCCAGAAGAGCUCUGAAGUUUUGGAGAGGUUAUGGAGCUGUCGCAGUGCUCCCCAAGGUCACAUGGUUUUCUGUAAAGACAUCCCAUUUCUACUCGUCUGUCCAGCAGGAGGGGUCAAACAUUUAUGGUCUCUGCUUCCAUUUUUCUUCUGAACCAUGGUGGUGGUGUGGAGUGAAAUGCCUCAUCAGGGAGCUGCCCUCUCCUCUAAACCUCCAAGUCACACCCCUCCUGCCUUAACUUCAGUUCUCUCUCUUUCUCCUGGUCCUGCACCCAAGCAUACCCUCCUCAGGCUCCUCCUGCUUCUCCUGCCCCCCCUGUGUUUGCUCCCCUGCUCAGCAGAAGCAGCGUGGUUCCGGGUCGGGGUGGUUGGACCAUGGGGGUGUGACCCAAUCUUUGCCAAGGCCCUUCCGAGCACGGCGGCGCAGCUCGCCAUCACCCACAUUAACAGAGACCCCUCACUGUCAUCCGCUGGAGCCUUUGACUUUGCUGUACUGCAGGAACCCUGUGAGACAUCCAGGGCACUUGAGACGUUUGUCGGGUUCCACACAAAAGCCUCUGGGUACAUUGGACCAGUCAAUCCAGGGUACUGUGAUGCUGCCUCCAUGCUGACUAAAGGCUGGAACAAAGCUGUGUUUCCUUGGGCUUGUGUUGGUUAUGAUUUGGAUGAUGUUCGGAGCCAUCCAACUUUAGCUCGAUCCUUGCCGAGGCCCACUUGGGUGCUACACAACCUUUUGAGCUACUUCAGAUGGGCUCACAUUGCCAUAAUUUCUUCCUAUGAGGACAUCUGGGUAGAAACAGCCAUUAAGGUAGCUGACUCUUUGAGAAGUCAUGGUAUUUCCGUAAGGCUUGUCAGUUUCAUGGAGAACACGCCUCAUGGUAUCAGACAGACUCUAUCCAGGGUCCAUAAGAUGCAAGAAAUACGAGCUGUGAUCCUCUGCAUGCACUCCGCGUUGAUUGGUGGCUCGGCGCAGAAGCUUCUCCUGGAAGCAGCCUAUGACAUGAAGAUGACUGACGGCUCCCUGGUCUUUGUGCCAUACGAUACUCUGCUCUACAGCCUGCCCCACCGCAACAUCACUUACCCGGCCCUGAAAAGUAACAGCAAACUGCUGAGAGCGUACGAUGCUGUUCUUACCGUCACCAUUGACUCUCCACACACAUCAUUCUAUGAGACCUACAGGGAAGUCAUGGAGAGGGGAGAGGUGCCAACGACUCUGAAACCCCAGCAGGUGUCUCCUAUGUUCGGUACCAUCUACAACUCAGUACUUCUGAUGGCUCAUGCUAUAAAGGGAGUUCGGGAUUCUGGGGCAUGGAUAUCUGGAGGAAACCUGGCACACCAAACGCGUAACCUGAACUUCCAGGGCUUCAGUCAUCGCAUCAAAACCAGCAGCUCUGGGGCAGUUCAGCUAGACUACCUCAUCCUGGACACAGAUGGAUCCUCCUCGGAGCUGUUGCCAACAUACAGAAUUGACAUGGAGAUUGGUAUGGUUCGCUUCUUGGGUCGGGACAUUCACUUCCCACACGGAUAUGGACCCAGGAGAGAUGCCGCCUGCUGGUUCAUCCCUGGAGUCAUCUGUUCAGGGGGAGUGGAUCUAUUUCUAACUUUUAGUACGUUCCUCGGUUCGAUAGCCGUGGCCCUUUUUCUCAUCGCCCUCUUGUACUGCAUCAGGCGACGCAUCAACCAGAUUCGGUUGGUCAGAGGUCCCAACAAGAUCCUACUGACUCUCACCGAUGUUACGUUCAUUAACCCUUCACUAAGCAACAAGAAGCUGAGUCUGGACGACAGCCGGACAAGCGGUGGGCGGAGUCUGUCUGAAUGCAGCCAGAACACACCUCUCUCCUCUCAAUCUCCAGCAACUUAUGAAAACUCCAACAUCGUCAUUUAUGAGGGAGACUGGGCCUGGCUCAAGAGACUGCCUAACGGAAAUUUUGGUAGCAUCAACCCCAAAACGAGUGAUGUGUUUGAGCUGAUGAAGGACAUGCGCCAUGAGAACAUCAACCCGUUCCUAGGGUUCUUUCAUGACUGUGGAGUGUUCGCCAUCGUAACAGAGUUUUGUUCCAGAGGCAGCCUAGAGGACCUCCUCCUCAAUGAUGAUGUCAAACUGGACUGGAUGUUCAAGUCCUCUUUGCUGCUGGAUUUGAUCAAGGGAAUGAAGUACCUUCAUCACCGUGGAGUGUGCCACACCCGUCUCAAAUCUCGGAACUGUGUGGUAGAUGGGCGUUUUGUCCUCAAAGUCACAGACUACGGCUAUAAUGAGGUCCUGGAGUCCCAAAGGUUUCCUUAUGCUGAAGAACGUCCUGAAGAGUUGCUGUGGACAGCUCCAGAAGUCCUGAGGAGUGGACAAGCAGGGCUCCAUGGAACUCUUCCUGCAGAUGUCUACAGCUUUGCCAUAAUUAUGCAAGAGGUGGUGAUCAGAGGGCCUCCUUUCUGCAUGCUGGACCUGUCUGAUGCAGAAAUUAUAGAAAAGGUGCGCAGACCUCCCCCCCUGUGUCGGCCGGUAGUCAGCCCCGACUACGCCCCGAUGGAGUGCAUCCAAUUGAUGAAGCAGUGCUGGACUGAGACGCCAGACAAGAGACCCACCUUCGAUGACAUCUUUGACCAGUUCAAGAACAUUAACAAAGGAAGAAAGACCAACAUCAUUGACUCAAUGUUGAGGAUGCUGGAGCAGUACUCAUCCAACCUAGAGGAGUUGAUCCGAGAACGUACGGAGGAGCUGGAGAUUGAGAAACAAAAGACAGAGAAGCUGCUGACGCAGAUGCUGCCUCCCUCUGUGGCAGAGGCUCUGAUGGUGGGGGGCACAGUGAAACCGGAGUACUUCGACAGUGUGUCGCUUUAUUUCAGCGACAUCGUGGGUUUUACCACCAUCUCUGCCAACAGCGAACCCAUUGAAGUGGUUGACCUUCUUAAUGACCUCUACACGCUCUUCGAUGCUAUCAUUGGCAACCACGAUGUUUACAAGGUAGAGACCAUUGGGGAUGCUUACAUGGUUGCUUCAGGUGUUCCUGUCCCUAAUGCCAACCGCCAUGCAGCAGAAAUAGCCAACAUGUCUCUUGACAUCCUGAGUGCCGUGGGAACCUUCAAAAUGAGACACAUGCCUGAUGUCCCGGUCAGGAUCCGGAUUGGCCUCCAUACAGGUCCGUGUGUAGCAGGGGUGGUUGGUCUCACCAUGCCACGCUACUGUCUGUUUGGAGACACCGUGACCACCGCUUCUCGAAUGGAGUCCAGUGGGAUGCCUUACAGGAUCCACGUGCACGAGAGCAUCGUGAAGGUUCUGAAGGAGCUCAAUCUGGGCUACAAACUGGAGCUUAGAGGCCGAACAGAAGUCAAGGGGAAGGGAACAGAGGAGACCUACUGGCUCGUGGGAAGAGUUGGAUUCACCAAACCUCUACCAGUUCCUCCAGAGCUCAAGACUGGGCAAAUGGCCCAUGGGCUGCAGAUGGCCGAGAUAGCCCAGUACAAGAAACGGAAAGCCGAGAAACAGCAACAGGAACAACUUGCAAAGAAGAAAAACUGAGCAUGAAGGCGCCCCGAGACAUGAAGCAGGUGUUUCACAAGGCAGUGAAGAAGAUCUCUCAUGUCCGGGUCGUGACACAGCUCCACAUGCCUGAAGAUGAUGCAAACGUUAUGAUGACGCACCACUGAUUGCUGGACUGUCUGUUGCUGCCCCCAUCCUGCAAGUCAGCUGAGGAAGAGGAAGGAUUACUGUGUCUAUGUGCCACAGGCUCGGACCGAGGAGAUGGAGUCUAAUGUGGAACUAUCAAUAGAAGCUAAACAUGCUGACUCAGCAAAGCAGGGCUCAGCAGAGAGUAGCAGCAGUGAGGGAGCUUAUCCUCUCCUUCACUUUGUCAGGAGAAUGAGGGUCAGCUUCUACAAAAAUGUGUGUUUUUUGGAUUGUGGGAACAAAUGUGAGUGAAAGUAUGUGAACAGAAGAAGGUCACAUGUUCAGACUGCUGCUUAAAUCUUUACAAUGAAUCUUGAAUAUUGUGUUUUUGAAAACAGAACAAACCUCAUUUCGUACAGACAUGAAGGCAAAUGCUGCUGUAAAAACAUAAAUAAAGUCAGUUCCAACAGAAAAA